AUGACUUGGUUAUUAAGCGUGAGAGCAUUGUGCCUCGUGGCCGGCGUAGCAGUCUAUCCAGCCGCUUGGAACGAAGCGACAGUUCAAGAAACCUGUGGGCCUGCCGCCGACCAAUAUAACAUAGGUCGUUGUCAGGUCCGUUGGGCAUACUUGCUGGCCAUCAUCGGGUGUUUGGACGGAAUCGUGUUGGCCGCGCUGGCCUUCAUCCUGGCAACGAAGCAUGUGAGGCUGCAACCAGACACCAGUUACCCAUCGCCUUCACUCUACAAGGGUGAAGUGAACAACGCGUACGUCACGGAUGCGACAUCUGUAGCCGGUUCGCGUAAAUCUUUAGCGCUGCAGCCCGUCCUGAUAAUGCACCCCCACGCACCGCUAGAUGUCGACACUUACUCGCACUACUCCGGCAGAACCGCCCGCUCCAAGCAUGGCAUGUAUGCCAAUUCUAUGCAUAACUAUUAG
Molecule: messenger RNA, 459 nt
Organism: Leptosia nina
Lineage: Eukaryota; Metazoa; Arthropoda; Insecta; Lepidoptera; Pieridae
Source: the annotation of a GenBank genome assembly